Molecule: messenger RNA, 606 nt
Organism: Botrytis deweyae
Lineage: Eukaryota; Fungi; Ascomycota; Leotiomycetes; Helotiales; Sclerotiniaceae
Exons: 2
Coding region: 1-606 (201 amino acids)
Source: RefSeq, a predicted model, not a curated record
AUGAAGAUCGGUGUCAAGCCUUCAGAUUUGGCAUACCACGUUUUCAACGCUUCCCAUCCUCUCACUCUACACAAAGAAGAGCUGUUGGCAGACGUUGUGCAUUUUCCAAAAUAUUCAAGAGAAGCAUUCCUCAAGGACAUCGCUGCUCAUUCCAAUCUCAAACCUGUGUCUGGAUCGGACUCUUUCACCUUAACUCCUUUAUCUUCCGCACGAAACUCGGAAUCUUCGACAUCAUCUCAAGAAACUUUCCAACUUCACAAGGACCAGAAGGCCAUCCUGGAAUAUUUGUCGCUUGAGCUAGAAACCAAACUCGACACAAAGCGUUGGGUUUUUGGCGGUGACUCUUCUGUAGAAGGACCCACCUACGACUAUUCACAGACAUCUGGGAUUGAUAAUUCAGAAAGUACUGAGACAAGCCCCUUUCCAGAGCAUAAUUCCAAAUUGACUCUUCUGCAAUACGCCUGGACAAAACUGUGGGUGGCAUUGUUACAUAAGGAGUACAACGGCGUUGAUUUGGAAUCAACAGACUCGUUACUAGAAGAAUAUUCACUCCAGGCGCCUACUCUGAUCAAGAAGAAAAACAACAAGAAUAAUGGUUCAUUAUGA